Messenger RNA from Penicillium canariense, 285 nucleotides. Its product is annotated as FAD dependent oxidoreductase. The coding region runs from base 1 to 285 and encodes 94 amino acids. The transcript has a single exon. The record is from RefSeq and is a predicted model, not a curated record. NCBI's taxonomy places the organism in Eukaryota, Fungi, Ascomycota, Eurotiomycetes, Eurotiales, Aspergillaceae.
AUGGCCCACAGGAAUGCCAGCGCACUCUACUCCAAAGCCCAAGCCGAGUUGUCUUCAUCCUCGAGUCUUCUCCUCAAGUCCGAGGUCCCGUACGCGGAUCGGGGCGAAAACGAAGGCAUCAGACUCAUUGUUCGCACCCCGAAAGGCAACAAGCUGAUUCUGGCAAAGAAUCCCGGAAGGGCAGGACGAAUUCGUCCUCAGAUGGACGGACGAGGCCAGACCGAUGCAUUGUCAGAAGCAUCACGGCACAAAGGGUCUACACCCUCCACGACCGGAAAGCCCUGA